AUGAAGAGUUUCGAAUCAAUAGGCUUUCCCGCCGACGUUCCCCUCGUCGUGGCCAGCACAAGCACAUCCGCCGAUGUAUCGACCAACAAGCCGGUUGACGAGCGACCUCGCACCAGCCUCUGGUGCAUCCUGGCCUACUCCGCGCCCUCGAUGCCUGUUCAAGCGUUCUUCACCAUGUUUACCGUCUAUCUGAUACCGUAUCUCACAUCCGAGCUCGGCUUCACCGUCUCCCAGGUCUCGUUGGUCCUGCUCGCCGGCCCGCUUUCAGGCUUGACGGCGGCCCCCGUCAUGGGCGUCCUGAGCGACCGCUCCGGCCGCCGCCUCGGCCUUUUCACGACCGGCUGCGUCGCCAUGGCCGCCUGCCAGGUCGUCCUGGCGUGGUCCCGCGAGCUCGCCGGCGGCGACCCGGCCGCGGCCAGAUGGCUGAGCGCCGUCGCCGUCUACCUGGGCUGCAUCAGCGCGCGCGCUUCCAUCGUCGGCCACCGCGCCAUGGCCAUUGACAACAUCCCACCCCGGCAGCAGCCUGUCUUCAACCUGGCGAGCGGGCUCAUGUCCGCCUCGGGCGCCAUCACCACGCUCGCAGUUGGCCUCGUGAAGCCUUCCUUCCGGGCCAUCACCGCCAUAUGCGCCGUCUCCAUCACGCUUAGCAUCUUUCCCUUGUGGGCUGUCCGCAAGCCGCGUAGGGCGCAUCGCCGGCCCGCUGUCCGGGCAGAGAGCAACCGCUUCGGGGCGUUGUCGGCCGUCUUGUCGGUGCCGCGGGCGGCCUGGGAUGCAGCGCGACAUCUUCCCCCCAGGAUCCGCCGCACAUGCAAAAUCCAGAUCCUGUCCCAGUACGCGUGGUUCCCCGUCUCUCACUACUUGAGCAAAUACCUCCAAGACAGCUAUGUCGCCACUCGUGGAGAAGGCUCAGAGGCCGUUGCGCCGGAAGUCAGCGCGCAGGCCGGCGUCCGCGUCCUCCUCAUCGCCGAGGUCGGCGCCGUUCUGCUGCAGAUGACGGUUGUCCGCUUCUGGGACGCGUCGUCGACGUCGGCGAGCCCCCUUCGUCGGUUCAUGGACGAGGACAUGGUGGCGCUGCGGCGCGUGUGGGCCCUGGCCUUCGCGGCGCUGGGCGUGUCGACGCUUGCCGCCGUCUUGUUCCGUGCUUCGUUCGCGUCGGCGUCCAUCUGCGCCGCCAGCAUCAUGACCAUCUCGCCCUUGAGUGUCUGGGUGCCCUUCACCAUCAUCUCGUACGAGGCAGCCGUGGUCCACGGAGAGAAGGACGGCGACCCGUCGACCCCGGGUACGUCGGCAACCUUCCUUUCUCUCCAUGAGAUGGCCAUCACAGUCGGCCAGAGCCUGGCUGUCUUGAUGAGCGGCGUCAUCAGCUUCGCGCUCGAGCACAUGGACACGGGAGCUAGGAACACGACGGCGUUUCUGUUUCCUCCCGCCGUCGCCGCUGCCAUGGUCGCUGCCCUCCUGUGCUGA
Molecule: messenger RNA, 1464 nt
Organism: Colletotrichum higginsianum IMI 349063
Lineage: Eukaryota; Fungi; Ascomycota; Sordariomycetes; Glomerellales; Glomerellaceae
Product: Sucrose transport protein
Exons: 4
Coding region: 1-1464 (487 amino acids)
Biological process (GO): transmembrane transport
Cellular component (GO): membrane
Molecular function (GO): sucrose:proton symporter activity
Source: RefSeq, a predicted model, not a curated record